AUGAUCCAAAAUGGUAAACUUUAUAAAAUUCAUCAAGAACACUUUGGGUCUGAUCUAGAAAUAAUAGAGAAAUUUGAAGAAAUCUUCCAUGCAAAUAACAAAUUGAGUGAAUACAUUAAAGAAAGUAUCAACAGUGAUUUUUUGAUCCGUAUCCCUGAUAAUUGUAGAAAUUUGGAUAAAUGUUAUUUUGAAAUUGCUGAAAAAAUAGUAGAAAACUU
Molecule: messenger RNA, 218 nt
Organism: Entrophospora sp. SA101
Lineage: Eukaryota; Fungi; Glomeromycota; Glomeromycetes; Entrophosporales; Entrophosporaceae
Source: the annotation of a GenBank genome assembly